AUGGUGAACAGGUCACCGGGUAUCAGCCGUCCUCCUAAAUUGCGAUUCAUGGGCGACUCUCUGCACCACUGCCUGUAUGCUUUCAUCUGCGGUAGCGGGUCACUUCCUCCCAGCCCCUUGACCAUCGGUGCGCGAUCGGAGACCCGUUCCAUCCUCCUACUCCCAGACGGGCCCGUCCCCCGCCGACAUGCUCAUGCGGAGAGCAGCGCUCCGUCAGGUUCGUCUCACUAUGCCAUCUCCCCCUCCUUCAUAUUCGCCAAGUCGGCGUCAAAUGGGAGCUGGUCAUUUGGAGAGAAUGAUCUGCAACCCGAGCCCUCCAUGUCGAACACGAUAUCUGCGUCUUUUGAGCUCCAUAAUAUGCCCUGUCACAUGGACUGGAUGUCCGUCAUGCCGGCGCUGCCUGCAGAAACCUGCCCUAGCUCAGACUCUCUGUCCGGACUUUGUUCCAGAAGGCCAAGACCAAGGGCCUUUGAUUUCGGCCUCGGAUCAUCGGGCGGCCCCUCACCAUACCGCCUUAAAAAGUUCAAAGCCCGAGAGCCCCAUGCCAACAUGGAUGGCGCUCACCUAAUAUGUCGGGCCCGCUUCUAUCAUUUGAAUCCCAUUCACUGGACGAUACCGUUACGCAUGCAGGUACUGGCGUCCUUCGCUCCUCUCCAGAUAGAGGCUGCUCUGAAAGUAAAACAUGCCGAAUCCCUUUCCCCCGGGCCCCAACAACAACAACAACAACAACAACAACAACAACAACAACAACAACAACAACAACAAUGGCAAUGA
This is a messenger RNA of Sodiomyces alkalinus F11, 774 nucleotides long. RefSeq lists its product as hypothetical. NCBI's taxonomy places the organism in Eukaryota, Fungi, Ascomycota, Sordariomycetes, Glomerellales, Plectosphaerellaceae. The coding region runs from base 1 to 774 and encodes 257 amino acids. The record is from RefSeq and is a predicted model, not a curated record. The transcript has 9 exons.